AUGUCAUACAAUCCACUAAGCAACGAUUCUCAAGAUCCCUUUUCUGACCAAAACAUAUUAUCCAUUGAGCAACCAGCUGCUAUUCAUGCCACAGAACUGUUGAUAUCAACGCAGCAGCAGCAACAACAGAGCCAAGACUCCAACAUGAAUGAUGAUUUAAAAGCCAACGGUGGUAAAAAUUUCAAUCAUAAUGAGUUUGCCAGUAGUCUGCUGGAACAUGCAGAAGAAGAAGAAGAGGAAGAUGAUGAAGAUUACGAUAGAUUUGACCCUAUACAAUUCAAGCACUCUGGAGAUGGCCAAGACGAUUAUGACGACGACGACUUGGAGCGCAGUUCAACUGAUUCGUUUACUGACGCAUUUGGUAAUCAUUACGCUAUAGAUUUUAACAAUAAGGCGUAUACGCUGAAACUUAGAUUUAAAGGAAACACAUUGGUUUACUUCACGUCGGCGUUUGUCAGUUUAUUUGUCAGUUUAUUUGGUUACGAACAAGGUGUAUGCAGUGGUAUAUUAGCCUUUGACACGUUUAAUGGGUUUUUCCAUUCACCAGGUCCGGCAAUGAUUGGAUUUGUGAUUUCGAUAUUGGAAAUCGGGGCCAUGGUGAGUUCGAUAUUAGUUGCCAAGAUAUCUGAUACUUUUGGCAGGAAAAGAACCAUUUUAUUGGGUACUUUUGUGUUUAUGAUUGGUGGUACCUUGCAAACAUUUUGUCCCAACAUGUUUGUGUUUGCCUUGGGAAGAGUGUUUAGUGGAAUUGGGGUGGGGAUUCUUUCAACUAUAGUGCCCUCAUAUCAAUGUGAAAUUAGUCCUAGUGAAGAACGAGGUAAGUUGGUCUGUGGCGAGUUUACGGGGAAUAUAACGGGGUAUGCUCUUAGUGUUUGGGUUGAUUAUUUCUGUUAUUUCAUUCAAAACAUUGGUGAUACUAGAUCCAAGCCGCAUUCAUUCUUGGCUCAUUUGAGUUGGCGAUUGCCUUUAUUUAUCCAAGUUGCCAUUGCAUUUGUCUUGUUUAUCGGUGGGUUCUUCAUUGUUGAAAGUCCUCGUUGGUUGUUGGAUAAUGAUAUGGACCAACAAGGAUUCAAUGUCCUUAGUUUAUUGUAUGACUCGCAUAAAUUGUCAACUAAACCCAAAAGUGAAUUUUUCAUGAUUAAAAAUUCCAUCUUGCAUGAACGGAAAACGACUCCUAAAUCAGAACGUACUUGGAGACAUUUAUUAAAACAUUAUAAAAAGAGAGUGUUUGUUGCUUGUUCUUCAUUGAUUUUUGCGCAAUUGAAUGGAAUCAAUAUCAUUUCCUAUUAUGCACCACUGGUAUUUCAAGAAGCUGGCUUUGACGAUGCUGGUGCAUUAUUAAUGACGGGGGUCAAUGGUAUCAUAUACUUAUUAUCAACAAUCCCACCCUGGUUUUUGGUGGAUCGAUGGGGAAGACGGCCUAUUUUGGUUAGUAGUGGGUUGGCAAUGGGAAUUUGCUUGAUUUUGGUGUCGGUGUUUAUGCUCCUCAACCGAUCCUAUACUCCAUCGGUGGUGGCAGUGCUUGUCAUUAUUUACAAUGCGUCAUUUGGAUUUGGAUUUGGACCUAUCCCAUUCUUAUUAUCAGGUGAAUCAUACCCCCUUUCGGUUCGAUCAAAGGGGGUAUCACUUGCCGUUGCCUGUAAUUGGCUCAGCAAUUUCAUUGUCGGCUUAUUUGCUCCCAUAAUGCGCCACAAUAUCAAAUGGGCCAUGUACUUAUUUCCUGCUGGUUCAUGUUUUAUAAGUAUUGUCUGUGUCAUUUUGUUUUAUCCUGAAACCAAGGGCAUUGAAUUGGAACAAAUUGAUGAAAUAUUUGAUGAGUUUUAUUCAAUCAAUCCCUUCAAACGUGUUGUCGGUAGUUUUGAUAUGAUUUUGAGAAAGAGGAAGAGAAUUAGAGAUAAACAGAGUAGACGAUUGCAUGCAAAGUAUAAUCGAUUGAGCGAUGGGCAACAGCAGUCACAACUGCACCGUCGAUCAAGGGACUUUGGUGGCGCAGAUGAUGAUACGUUUGAAUUACAAGCCUUGAAUGAAAUGGACUAUGAGAACCCAGAUCUAUAG
This is a messenger RNA of Lodderomyces margitis, 2055 nucleotides long. It is a transcript of the gene HGT5, whose product is annotated as Hgt5p. The record is from RefSeq and is a predicted model, not a curated record. Gene Ontology annotation, cellular component: membrane. The transcript has a single exon. The coding region runs from base 1 to 2055 and encodes 684 amino acids. Gene Ontology annotation, molecular function: carbohydrate:proton symporter activity. Lineage: Eukaryota; Fungi; Ascomycota; Pichiomycetes; Serinales; Debaryomycetaceae. Gene Ontology annotation, biological process: transmembrane transport; carbohydrate transport.